AAAAUCUCCAUUUAUUUUUUUUCGCUAUCGUUCAAGUGUCCGCAACAAAUUCCGAACCUCUUUAGCCAGAGUCCACCGGGUUUUGCCACUGUUGCCGUGACCACCCGCCUUCGCAAGUGGGGUGUUACACGAUGGCUCUGCUCAAGUUUCACCGCACGCUGCAGACGACCGAUCCGCACACCGUACCGGUGCUGAUCGUCGGGCAGCUCCGGCACCUAACGGAGCUACCGUUCGAGCGGAUCAGCUCGAAGCUGGAACCGCGCGUCGAACGGGAAACGUUCGCCAAGGCCGUAUCCUGUCUGCAUCCCGCACCGACGGACACGUGUUCGCUCUACCUCGAUCUGGCGCGCGUUGCCGCCCUGCCGCUGAAAUCUUCCCGGCACAAUACCGCGUCCAGGGCGCACUCGAUUACGAAGCUGAUUCAAUCGAACACGACCGGCGUCAGCGAGUCGAUUGUAAUCGUGUGCGAAAAACAGGACCUGCUGGCAUCGGCCUGUGCGGUCGCGCGAGCUUUCCCGCUGUACAGCCGGAAAACGUCCAAGGGCGCCAAUGUGGAUCCGCCGCCGACGGUUCACAUCGAGUUUGUGCUGGUGGGCGGCAACAGUCCGACCGAUACGGAGAUUACCGAGGAGGAUGUGCUGGUGCUGGCCAACGUGACUGUCGGCAUCCGGCUGACGGCCCGCAUCGUGGACGCGCCGUGCAACGAGAUGAACGUGUCCGGAUUCUUGUCCGAGGUGGAAGCAAUCGCGCUGGAGCUUGGCUUAAAGUCGAAGAUCAUCCGGGGAGAGGAGCUGCAGCAAAAGGGUUUCGGUGGCAUCUACGGUGUCGGUAAGGCGGCGCUGGACCCGCCCGCCCUGGCGGUGCUGUCGCACGAGCCGAAGGGCGCAACGGAGACGGUGGCCUGGGUGGGCAAGGGCAUCGUGUUCGAUACGGGCGGUCUUAGCAUCAAGGGCAAAACGGCGAUGCCGGGCAUGAAGCGGGACUGUGGCGGCGCUGCCGCUAUACUGGGUGGAUUCUACGCCGCCGUCAAGAGCGGCUUCCGGCAGAAUCUGCACGCCGUGUUCUGCUUGGCGGAAAACUCGGUCGGCCCGUUGGCCACCCGCCCCGACGACAUUCAUCGGCUGUACUCGGGCUGCACGGUGGAGAUCAACAACACGGACGCGGAAGGACGGCUCGUGCUGGCGGAUGGGGUCGUGUACGCGGACCGCGAUCUCAAGGCAAACGUGAUCCUCGACAUGGCAACGCUGACCGGUGCGCAGGGCAUCGCGACGGGCAAGUAUCACGGUGCGAUUCUCACCAACAGCGACGAGUGGGAAGAGAAGGCAAUGGAAAUCGGACGUCGUACCGGCGAUAUGUUGUGCCCGGUGCCGUACUGUCCCGAGCUGCACUUCAGCGAGUUUAAUUCGGCCGUGGCGGAUAUGAAAAACUCCGUCAUGGAUCGUGGCAAUGCGCAGGUCAGCUGUGCGGGACUGUUUAUCGGGGCGCAUCUUGGCUUCGAGUACGGCGGCUCCUGGAUGCACGUCGACAUGGCCGCCCCGGUGCAUAAUGGCGAACGUGCGACCGGGUACGGUGUGGCACUGCUGGCCGGACUGUUCGGAGAACACAGCAAGGCAGCCAUUCUGCGUGACAUCGCGAACCAACCGACGGUUCCGAGGAACAAGACGGCAGGGAAUGGCACGGAACCACCGCUGAAGAAGGCCUGCUUGGAUUGAAGCACGAAAAAGAGCCACCAGAAGACCAACUCCACAAAAUUUAGAAAUGGCUUUCGCAUCACAAGCUCCUUUGUUGAUUCGGGGAGAGCUGCACCGGAAAAGAAAGAUCUUAUUUGACGUACACGGGCUGAAUCGUCGCAUUUGAUGAGGUUGGAUAUUCAUUUUUCAUAUUAAUAAAGCGAAUUAGAAAUAACAAUACAA
Anopheles coluzzii is the source of this 1913-nucleotide messenger RNA. It is a transcript of the gene grsm, whose product is annotated as probable aminopeptidase NPEPL1. Gene Ontology annotation, cellular component: cytoplasm. Gene Ontology annotation, biological process: proteolysis. NCBI's taxonomy places the organism in Eukaryota, Metazoa, Arthropoda, Insecta, Diptera, Culicidae. The transcript has a single exon. The record is from RefSeq and is a predicted model, not a curated record. The coding region runs from base 132 to 1712 and encodes 526 amino acids. Gene Ontology annotation, molecular function: manganese ion binding; metalloaminopeptidase activity.